Microdochium trichocladiopsis is the source of this 955-nucleotide messenger RNA. RefSeq names its product marvel domain-containing protein. The record is from RefSeq and is a predicted model, not a curated record. Lineage: Eukaryota; Fungi; Ascomycota; Sordariomycetes; Xylariales; Microdochiaceae. The coding region runs from base 249 to 692 and encodes 147 amino acids. Gene Ontology annotation, cellular component: membrane. The transcript is spliced from 2 exons.
ACACGCCCGUGACCAAACCUUGCCUUAUGCGGCCCCGGAUCCUCACAAUAUAAACCCCCCUCCCCUCGCUGCCGCUCCCGCACCCUGCCUGAACCCUGCUUGCAUCCGACACAUUCCUCACGCACACAGCAGAUCAGCCCAGUUAUUAAUAACAGCCUGUCGCCCUUCGCCCGUCUCUAACACCUCCCAGACCUCUCGCCAUAGAACCAAACCCCAGGUCGACUUCCUCACUCAAACCAAAAUUCACAAUGGCGUUCGAACUCCUCACCAUCGUCCACGCGGUCGCUUUUGUCUUUGCCAUUAUUGAGCUUGGCCUUACAGCCUAUGCCGCGCAAUGGUUCUUCUUCGGCUGGGCCGCUCCGACAGUAAACUUUAUGGUCUUCAACUCAGUCUGGUCCAUCCUCGUGCUCAUCUAUGUCGGCGUCAUCCCGCUCGUGGCCAGCCGCAUCUUCCACAAGCUCGUCUCGUUCGGCCUCAACGCCCUCACCGCGCUCUUCUGGUUCGCCGGUAGCAUCGCCCUCGCCGUCCGCUACGGCCCCAGCGUAUCCUGCAACGGCAACAACGUCUGCGGCAGCACGAAAGCCGCCAUUGCCUUUGGCUUCUUCCUCUGGGCCAUCUUCACCGCGCUCGCCGUCAUCGAUGGCCUCGGCUCGUUCCGCAACCGCGGUGUCAAGGGCGGCUCGCGCGUCUGAGCGGCUUAGCUAGCAAUGCGGUACACAGAGAUGAUCCCAGUUGGCUGCAACUCGAGAGUGAUGCGGCGCAUCCUCCACGUUGUGUGCCGUCCGCAGGGUUUGGACUAUGCAGGGCUGGAACUACAUAUCCCGAGAGGCUGGUACGAAAUCCGCACAUGAUACCCAUUACCUAGGAAUCGCUCGACCUCGACGACAUGAGCAUGCACACAUUAAAACGGGGUUCCCAUGAUCACACACACACACACACACACACACACACACAC